GCCGCCGUGUCCAGGCAACUGGCGUGUCCAGGGAGGCGCCGGGAAGCGCCGGGAAGCGCGCACACACCGAUGCUACCCACUGCCCAUGGCUUUCAGGGAUGUGAAUGCAAGGAGACAUAUUGGACUCCAGCAACUCUCAUCCUUGGCAUCGACCGGAAGAGCAUUUCUGGGGCCAAUGAAAUCUCAUAAAUUCAUUGUGGAUGAAACCACCAACCAAAGCACAUUGAUUUGUUCUGCUGUUAGACUGAUUGAAAGUUUGGAUUUGACUAGUGCUGCUGGACAGCUUCUUAAUGAAACCAUUCAGGCACAGAACAAGGAGUUUAAGACUGGGCUGAGUACCCUGUUGUUCCUCGUUGGUGCGUGGAGCAGUGCCGUGGUGGAGUGCCUCCAGCAGAAUGUUCCUGUUUCAGCAAUAGUGUCUGUGAUGUCUGAGGGGUUGAACUCUUGCUGUGAGAGAGUCCAGUGUCUCCAAAUAUCAAUACAUGAUGUAAGGAAAGAGCUGUGUUCUAGCAGAGUUAGGCCAAACGCUUUUGAAUGCAAAGCUUGCCAAGUGGGAUGUGACAGUCUUCUAAAUCCUCAGGAUUUGCUGUAUUUUCAUAAAUGUAUUUCUGAACCAGAAGUAAUUUCAAUAAGUUGUUGUUCCCAUCAAGAAGAUGAUUGUCAUUUUAAGAAGGGCCUGGUUUCACCCUUGGUUGGCUUUGUUUCAUCAGCUUCUCUUGUCAAACCAGAGGGUGACAGAAGUUCAUCUGUGAUUCCUGGAAGUGGUGUUAUUGCAUCCAGCUGUAUCAAACAGAAGUUAACCCACAGCAGACACUUCAGGACUUUAGGAAAAAGCCAUUUUUCAGGUCAACAAGGUAAUUUUCAGGAAUACCUUUUGAAACCAUCAGCAGAUCCAUGUGAAUGCUCUGAUUUAGGACACCUGGCAAUGGCUCUGAGUCAUGGAAAUCAGACUGACGUGAAACUGCUCCAGAGCAUUGUUGAGUAUCAGCAAGAGAGAGCAGAGUGCAGGGGCUCUGCCCAGCUUAAUAUCACAGAGAUUGUGACAUGCUCUUUGCUGGGCCUGCCUGAAAGCUAUUCCUGUGUCUCCCAGGGCUUUGUCACAUUAGUGUCACCAGAACAAGCCAAAGUCAUCAAACACUUUAAAGACAAAUCCCUCCAGAUCCUGCUGGUGGAUGGUGACCUAACAGAGCAGUAUCGUCACUUAGGUUUUAACAGACCACAUAACGUAAGGACCGUAUUGGAGCAUCCUAACCUAGAGGGAGGCAGAGCAGGAGACACGUGGCUAAGCAGAAUGUUAGAUAUUCUAGUGACCUUUGAAGUAAACCUAGUUUUGGUCAAAGGAAGCGUGUGCAAAAACUUACUGGACAGAUGCACCGCAAGCAGGAUACUGGUAAUCAGUCCUGUGCCUCGGGAUGUGUUGUGUGCCUUUGGGGAGGUCACUGGUGCCCAGCCAGUGACAUACCUGAGCCAGCUGAACCCUUCCUGUGCUGGGAACGGGGCCCAGGUGGAGCUGUGGGAGGCCAGCGAUGGGCGUGUGAUGGAUCUGGGUGAGCUUGUGCCGGUCCGGAUCAACGUGCGAGGCAUCCCCCUGCUCACUGCCGUGCUCACCACUGCUGUGGCUUCCAAGGUGCAGCUCCUUGAGGACCAGUUCUGGACUUCAGUGUAUCGACUCCACCAUGCUUUAAAAGAUGGGAAGGUUUUUCCUGGGGGUGGUGCAGUGGAGCUCUUGUGCCUCAGCCACAUCCAGGUGCUCACAGAGCAGCCUGUGCGACCAGCAAAGGCUGGGAAAGAGUUUCCCAGUCCUUGGCUGGACACACCUGUGGCAGAGUAUAAAUCCCUUGUGCUCCAAGCACUAGCAAGUGGCUGGAAGAGGUACCUUUCCGUGGUCAUGUGUAACAUAGCAAAGGCUCCAUCGGAGUUGGAAGCACGUGCAUUAGUGGAUCAUCACCUCAAGAAAGCAGUGGAUUGUGGCUCUCCCUCAGCAUAUAUAUUGGAAUUGUUCAGAAGAGGUGAUGUGCUUGGGGGUGGCUCUAGUCCCUUUGCUGACCAUGGCGAGGGUUUAAAGGUUUACGAUAACGUUGCAGCCAAGACAGAGGCGUGGAGGAGAGCCCUGGACUUGGUGCUGCUGGUGCUUCAGACUGAUGCCGAAAUUAUCACAGGCCCCAAAAGGAAUGAGCUGUUGAACUCGCCUGUGUCAAGUGAAUUUCUGUUCUUAUAGGACUUUGCAGUCCCUGAGUCAGCGGGAGAAGUCCAGGUUCAACUUACAUGUCCUCGUAAUUUAUAAAGCAAACACUGAGAUGUGAUUAUGACUUUAGAGCGUAACAGCAGAAAUCAGAAUGAGAGACAGUCACAAGGUAAUUUUUUAUUUCUAGAAAUGGGAAUUAAAUAACAAAAAUCAGUUAUGAGCUUACCUCUCACUCUAGCCUACUAAUAUUGUCUGUACAGAUGUCUCCUAGUGUCCUCUAAAGAAAGGUAGGGACUUCUUACAUGACAUUGGUGUGCUUGUGUUAAAUUAAAGAAUAUAUAUAAUGUAAUUAAUUAUGAAUUAAUACCUUGUUCUUAAUUUUCAUACAUUGUAAGCAUAAGAGUUAAACUUGAGUGUUACAUUUUACACUAAGAGAUCAUAUUAAUAGAUUCUAUUUUUGUAUAUUUAUGUGGUCCAUAUAUCUCCUAUUUUCCGAUACAUACCCUUUGGAAUUUCUCUGGAUUUGACAAAUUCAUGCUGAAUCCUUCCUUUUGGUAUUAUAGACUGGGUGUAUCUCCACAAAAUUUUCAAUUUUACAUCACGAACUGGAUUUCUAGGUUGUUUCAGUUAUCUUUGUAGAGAGGAAAAUGAUCUAUGUUUUAGGUGUUGGCUAAAAACCGUAAACAGGUCUAUCAUGAUUGAGGCAAGGCAUUUUUACUGUGUUACAGCACUUAUAAUUUGGAAGCAGAGCCCUGAAGAACUGGCACUUCAUUGAAAGAAAGAGGUGUGUAACUAUGGAGAUUUUUUUUUUUCUGAACUUGGCAUUCUGAAUCAUACUUAAAGUGAAAUGUCUCAGUUCUGGUGAAAACAGAACAGAAAACAAAUGGAAAUGGUGAUGUUAAAGUGUAUUCUUGCUUUCAGGAACUUUCUCGUUAAACUGCUGAUGGCUGGCAUACAGAUGAUGAAAUUCACCCUCAAAUAAGGUUUAAAUAUAUAGAGAGAUGAGUAUGUAUAUUAAAGUAGUGUUAUAUCUUUGACCUGAAACAGCAAAUCUUUUGGUUUUCUAUCAAACUCCAGAAUUCAGUGGAUUUUGGGAAAAUCUCAUCAGUACUGUAGGGGUUUAUAAUUUUAAUUUGGAACAGUAUUUCCUAGCAGCAUAGGGGUCUAGUUAUAUGGAAGUUUUGAUCAGCCUGCAAUUACAUUUUCAUUAUUAAUCAGUUGGCACAUUGAUGUUUAACUGCUUGGUGUACUGAGACACGAGAGAGAAAGAGUCUGGUAGAUCAAAAGAGGCAAAAGGAGCUGGUGGCUGUUAAGUGAGAAUGAAGUGGAAACACAGCAUAUAAAUA
Molecule: messenger RNA, 3531 nt
Organism: Lepidothrix coronata (blue-crowned manakin)
Lineage: Eukaryota; Metazoa; Chordata; Aves; Passeriformes; Pipridae
Gene: BBS12
Product: Bardet-Biedl syndrome 12
Exons: 2
Coding region: 86-2218 (710 amino acids)
Biological process (GO): photoreceptor cell maintenance; chaperone-mediated protein complex assembly
Molecular function (GO): ATP binding
Source: RefSeq, a predicted model, not a curated record